AUUGGUGAAACCACCAGGCAACAACCAGGCUUACUGCUUUGGUGAGAAGAAACGAUGCCCACCCGGAUCAGGCUCAAAUGAUGGCUUUGAGCCAUGCAGAUCAGGAAGGCUUCCCAAUGUCACUGCUGACCCCACAGUAGACUAUGUAAUAGGUGAAACAACUAAUGGCAGGAGGGAGCGUCCAGAGCUACAGUUUAGAUGCCAUAUUGACACCCCUGUUGAAGAUGAGCUAGUGUUUGAUGUGCAAUGGUACAUGGAUGAUGACUUGGUCCACCAGGAAAGGAGGGUGCCACAGUCCAGCAUGCCUGCCAUACUGAGGGAGAGUGAUUGGAUCCAAGCUAGGAGGAACAAAGGCAUGGGAAACAAGCUGACAUGUCACUACCAGGCAAAAUAUGAGUCAUCGGGUAACACCACCCCAACACGCUUUAGUGACCCAUUCCCUAUUGGAUUUGAGAUUGAUGAGCAGUCAGCUCAUAUUGUAGUUGAAGAAGAUCAGACCAGCCGUGGUACAAUACGAGUCCGUCCCAGAGUUCCUCUGCUCUGUCCAUCCAAUAGGAGUGAAGAGGCAUGUUCUAUGAUGGUUGAGCUUAGAGCACCUGACUAUGGACGGCACAGAGGCAAAUGUCCAUCUAAUGGUGAUAAUCGUCAGCUUGUGUUUGAGACGACCAAGUGCACGUUCAACAUUUAUCCCUCCAAAUGGCAGGAGUGGCUGGAGAUACCUGUGGAAGCAACCAUUGAUAACCAAUAUGACGGAGACUUUAUCGGCAAAAUCCGUCUCUAUGUAGAUGAGGUCAAGACCCAUCCUGCCUGGAGCAAUCAUAGGCUUCCUGAUAUAAAGGUAACGGUUGUUGACAAAGAUAUACCAUUGAGGAAAAAGAGAUGUUCGUCCACUAACGAUCCUCACAUGUUCACCUUUGAUGGGCGUAAAUAUGAUAAUUUCAUAGAGGGAGAGUUCAUCUUGUACAAACACGCCACUCUCCCGAUACAAGUAAACAUGUUUGCCAAGAAAUGUGGAAGACGCGCACGUGCCACAUGUAAUUGUGGAGUGGCCGUAAGAGCUGGCGGUAAUAUUUUCAUCGUGGAUAAAUGUCAAGGCCACUUGGCUGAGGUCAUUCCCGGGCGACCUAAUGCAGGUUUUAGACCUACAAGGAUUGCAGUGAAUGGAUGUGAUGAAAGCGCCCUGCACAUUUACCGUAAAGCUAAUGAAUACACAGUAUACCUACCCCAUGGUGGAAGAGUCAAGAUAACUGGAAAUAAAGGAAACUUUGUUAAUGUUGCCUACUUCCCCUCAAGUAUUGACUGGGGUAACACUAAAGGCCUCUGUGGCAUACUCAACAAUGACAUCAGUGAUGACUUGACUGACAGGAAUGGGGUGGUACAUAGACCAAGUAAAAGACCUGAUGUAUUCUCUGUAUCAUGGAGAGUGAGCAGAAAUGAAAGUUUAUACAACCCACGGUCUUUUGAUCCUAUGCCCAAACGCUUGUACUGUAGCUGUGAGAGGCGUAGAGGGGAACAUAAUGUUGAAUGUGGCUUCAACCAAAAGAUCAAGCAGUGUAUGGACUCAGGAGUUGAUAUCUCUGACAGAGAGAGUGAAAGAUGCAAGACCAAACGCAGUACAACAUAUCAUGACCAUGUACAACACGCAGAACAGGAGGACUUGGUCUUUGAGUACGAUCCUGACUAUGUUGCACCAGCACCUGAGUGGAGGGAAGGCUGGGAUGAAGCUAAGGCAGCACAAUUCUGUAAUGACUUCAUGACUACAAGCCAAUCUUAUCUUACUUGUGCCGACCUACCUGAAGUGGACUCUGAAACACCACUGGAGGACUGUGUUGGGGAUAUACAUAUCACAGCAAACACUGAGUGGGCAGUUGAGGCAUUGACCAACCUACAGGCCCAGUGUGGGAACUCCAUGAGCCGUAAUGUCACCAAUUGGGUACCAAAUAAUCAGGGUGUCGUAGCCCCACCCAAGGAUGUCACAGACAAUCUGUGCCCUGGGGAGUGUAGCACACAGGGGAAAUGCUUUGAAGGAAAGUGCCAAUGCAAUGAAGGUUUCGAAGGUCUAGAUUGUUCCGUCAACUCAACGCAGCCCCCUGAGAUCUACAACAUCCCACAGAGGGCGCUAUGUGACAUACAGCAACGGCCAUGUCUCUCAACCCCAAUUGCGGGUGAGAAUUUCCUAGAAGCUGAGACUCUGACUUGCCAACUGGAAUAUGCUUUGGUGACCUCUAUUGCUAUAGAACGUGUGGCUGAGACCAGUUACCUCCCAGGUGUGUAUGAGCAAAAUGACCUGAUCAGCUGCCCCCUCCUAGAAGUAGACGGCUUCAGACAGACCCCUGGCAUAAGACGCAGUAUGGGACCAUAUGGGGCCUUCAUCAGAGUCAGCAAUGACAAGAUAACAUUCAGCAAACAGGAGUUAUUCCUGACAGUGUAUGACUCUAAAUGUCACAUAUGUAAUGAGACUGGCAGUUGCAGAUGGAAGACUGACAUCUGUGUCAUAGAUGAGCAAUGUUAUAACCCUGGAGAGAGACACCCUGAGAAAUCUUGCUUUGUGUGUGACACAGCUAGAAAUACGACUGCUUGGAGCCAGGUGGAAGAAAGCUGUCACAUUGAAGGGGAGUGCUUCAGAAAUGGUGAAACAAUUCAACCCAGAGUUCAAUGUAUUCUUUGUGACUCCAAUAGGAACAAGCUUGAUUGGACCUUCAAGGAUAACCAUUGUUUCAUUGAGAACCAGUGCUAUAUGAAAGGUGCCCAGAAAGGAGAAGACCCUUGCUCAGUUUGUGAACCUGCACAGAACAGAGAGGAGUGGACACACAAUACUAAUGAUAUAAGAUGUAGAGAACGUCCAGUAGAGACGAGCACACUGAGUACAACCCCCAGCAAUCCCCCACCCACAGACAAGGUAGAGACAGGGAGACCCCCUGUGGACAACUCCCCCCAGGCGCCUCAGAACAUGGGUCUUUACAUAGGGAUACCUCUAGCUGUGGUUGUAGCUGUGUGUAUCAUCAUAACAGUCAUCUACUGUGUACUACUGAGAAAACCAAAUGCCAAAGUUGUACACGAGCGAGGAUUGGUCUCCCCCCAGAUGUCAAUGCAGGAAAGAGCAGUUUACGAUAACAAUUGGCAGCACAUGAGACAGCAGACAUCUUCCCUAAAUGAGGCAUAGACUGCCAAACAAUGUUAACAUUUCAUCCAUAAUAUGGCUCUACUCGAAUCAACAGUCAAUUUCAGAAAUUGAAUUCCCACCAGUUUUGACAAUUGCCAGUAUUACAUUAUAAUGCAGUGAUGUAUAUACUACUGCAUGAGAUGAAAACACUAAAAAGUACAGGAUUUUAUAGAUAUAUAGCUUUGACUUGACUAAUGGAUUAUUCAAUGAGUUGAGUCUUGUGGUGAUUGAUUAGUGAAUAAAUAUGUUUAACUGAACCCUAAGGACAUACUGAUGCUAUCUAAUGCACCAAUGGAUUAUUACAACUUGCAGAAUAAACAUUGGGGUCUAAAUUGAUAUUAGCUCCUUCAAUAUACUAACAUACAUAGUACUAUCUUGCAGAUUCAUUUAUAGAUCAAAUAGACAUAAAACUAUAACUACUACUUGAUGACUUUAAAACAUCUUUGAAAGAAAGAAUUUAUAUAUCUAACAUUUUACAAUGUUUAAAAUCAAAUUUUCAAACAUAAUUGUGUUGCAAAAUCGCUCACUCAAACAUCCUGAAUGUAACAAGCAAAUUAGUCUUGCCUGAACUGGGAAUUGAACCCAAGGCCACUGCAUCAUAUAUAAAGUGCUCUACCAAUGAGCUAUACUGGUGGAAGAAAUGUGCUCUAUUAUUACCCUCAAUUGAUGAAUAUUGAAAUUUAUACCAUGAUAAUAUUACUUCCUGGUGAAUAACACAAUGGGAUAUAAUUGAAUUUGAAUCAUCUAAUGUAAUCUAAUGUAUAAUUCACCUGGUCAUUCCUGUAGUGAAUAUUCACUGACUGUAUUUUAUUCUCCAAUGUUUUUUUGUUCAAUGUACACCACAAUGUUUAUUAGGAAAAAGAC
This is a messenger RNA of Owenia fusiformis, 4027 nucleotides long. Lineage: Eukaryota; Metazoa; Annelida; Polychaeta; Sabellida; Oweniidae. The record is from the annotation of a GenBank genome assembly.